UGUUCGAAGCAGUACAAGCAGAACUGUCGAGCGAGCAACAACAUGCCGCAGGAGAUCAGAGCUGAAAAUGUUAACUUCUGCUUGCGGAAUCGUGAACGCCGAUGAAGAAAUUUUGAGAACUUUUUAUCCGGCGAAGCAGUGAAACGAUAAAAAAAAAAAUUGAAAAAAACUCAUCUCGCGAAGAGUACAUCCAUUUCACAAUCGCUGUUCCUAUUAAGAUUAUUUAUUUUCUUCUUCGUUUUAUUUUUUUAUUCGCCUCUUCGAUGAUGUUGUUGUAAUUUGUCUAUAUAGUGCAGUGCGAAAAACGGUUUGUAGACUUAAGCGGUAAGUGAUCGAUGAAUCGGAAAGAAUUUAUAGUUUAUCAGAUCGGUUCGAAUCCAUUGAAUUCUGUAGUGAUUAAAAGUGCGAUAGCAUUCGAUCGGGAUCGUCACCAAACUGCUCCGAAAAACCGAUGAUCUGGUAAUAGAAUAGAAUAGAUUAAACCAAGGACGUUUAUUAACGAUCUAUCGACAUGUUGCUGUCGAAGGUGAUUUUAUUUCUCUUCCUGAAUUGGGUGGUCAAGGGCGACCUGCUCGAUCUGUACGUCCAGCACAUGGACGAAACUAUGAAGACGAUCGUGUACCAAAAAAAUCACGUGAAAAACCUCGCCAGGAAUCGGAACAAAAGAGAAACCGAAACGCCGGCUCAGGUGGCGGAAGAAGGGGCCUUUUAUAAGUUUGGAAACUUCAAAAAACAAAGAUUAGAAGUUGACGAAGGCUGGAACGAAAAAUCUACGGAGGACAAAGCCCAGGGGAAUCAAGCGAAAAAGGUAUUCAUAGAAAAGGACGAUGGGUUGAACUUCGAGAACAAACGAGAAGAAAACCUCGAUUCAAAUCACUAUGAAAUAGUUCAGAAGGAGACAAUUACAAGUGCGUCGAUCGAACCAGAAUCCGAGCCGAAGCAUAAAGGGAAGGGUAAAAAAGUUCUUCUCGAGAAGAACGACGGAUUGGAGGUUGAAAACGCAGCGGAAGAACCGCACGAUCGUACUCCCGCCGAUUUCGAGACGAUCACGACCACGCCGAGCCCGGAUCGAAUUGAAAAUUCGGAUUCGAAGGAGGAAUUUUUACCCGAAUUUCAAUCCGGCUACAUCGAGGCCGUCGACAUGGACGGGACGGAGGUGCCGGCUAGUUUGGAAACAAAAUCUAGUUCGAAAAAACUCGAAGCGCAGGUGUUCGAAGGUACCGAGGAGGAGGACGAGAAUAACGUGACAAAUUCUGUCGCUUCGUCGGAGAUUGAGGAGGCAGAAUUUUGGAGGGAGGAAGACGUGGAUCUGGACAUCGAGUUGGUGACCGACCGCUCCGAGGACGCGAGUUCGGAAAAAAGUUGGCGGAAUCCAUCCCUGAAGAGGAAUCCGAAGGCACUCGGUGGUCAGGUUCCUAAGAAGUACGCUCCCACAGGUAAAGCUGUCAAGUUACGUCAAAAACCGAGUAACAAAGAGCCAACGACGAGCUAUUUCACUUUGACGGCGAACGCGACCAGAACGAAAAGGUCCGCGAAAAAGCCGAGAUUCUCUCACCGCGAGGUACUCGACAACGACGGCGAUGUUAUCCUAGAAUGGGAUCCCUCGGACGAAGAAAUCGUGACCUUCAGGGUCACCGCCAAAACUUUGGGCUACGUGGGAAUCGGUUUCAACGAUAAAAGCCACAUGAAGGGCGCCGAUCUUCUACUUGCCUGGAUAGAUAACCACAACGGAAAUGUCAACUUAUUGGACUCCCAUGGCGUUGAGGAGAGAAAUGCCGCACCUGUUACCGACCUAUCUCAGGACGUCGAAGUGCUCGAAGGAGUCCAAAACGACACCCACACUACCGUAAUGUUCUCAAGGAGGUGGCGAACUUGCGAUCCCCAGGAUCAUCAACUUACCGGAGAUACGGUGCACGUACUUUGGGCCUUGCACGAAACUGACCCAGAACUGAACACCGCCGCCGGACACGGAGAGAGACGAGGAGGUCGAGCUCUCAGACUCAAGGGUCCCACACCCCAUCCACCUCCCGUUAAAAUGACGCCAGAUGUCAAUCACUGGGACGUCAAGUUGAACCGAUUUACCGUUUCGAACAGUCAGGACACGGUCUACUGGUGCAAAAUUUUCAAGGCGCCCUUCCACGACAAACAUCACAUGAUUGGGUACACACCGCUCAUCGAAAAAGCAAACGAGGCUCUAGUCCAUCACAUAAUGCUCUACGAGUGUGCCUCGAUGUUACCCAUACUUGGAGCUCACGCAAGAAUCGCCGGCGCGCAUUGCUAUAGCCCAACCAUGCCCAGAGAAUGGGACUCUUGUCUGCAGCCGGUCGUCGCUUGGGCCAGAGGCAGCAAAGGCGAAUGGCUUCCGAAUCACGUUGGAAUACCGAUUGCUGAGCACAGAGAGGGCUCUUAUUACAUGUUAGAAGUACACUACAAUAACCCAGAAUUAAAGGAAGUUGUGGACAGCAGCGGCAUCACGCUGUACUUGACUCCUAAACUCAGACCUCAGGAGGCGGGGAUUCUUGUGGCUGGUGUCGCAGUCAGCCCCCUUCACAUGGUACCACCGAGACAAAAAGAAUACGCGACUGCCGGGUACUGCACUCCGCACUGUACGAAAAAGAUGUUUCCCGAUGACGGGAUCAAUAUCGUCUCCGUUGUCCUCCACUCUCACCUAGCCGGAAAGCGUCUUGGCCUCAAACAUAUCAGACAGGGAAAAGAGCUUCCAAGAAUCGUCCAAGACAAUCACUACGAUUUUAAUUACCAGCAAACUUACACCUUGGAAAAUGAAGUAAAAGUUCUUCCGGGCGAUGAGGUAGUAAUGGAAUGCGUUUAUGGAACACUCGACAGGGCUCAUCCUACGCUCGGAGGCUACGCGGCUACACAGGAAAUGUGUUUAGCAUUCAUGGUUCACUAUCCCAGGACACCAUUGGCUGCGUGCUACAGUAUGACCCCUGUGAAGGACCUUUUCAAGACCCUCGGAGUUGACAGUUUCAAAAAUGUCACAGUGGAGCAUUUGGAGAAACUCUUUCUCACGACGGGAAUCGAAACCAUCGCUUUGCCAACCACAACUCAGCAACAGCCUAUUUAUCCCGUGGCGAGACCAGGAGGAGAAAUGGAUCAGAAGUUGAUCAAGGAAGCUGAAAACGCCCUAAGAGCCAUGCGGGAUUACACCGAAGAACAUGAGGAGGACAACGUUUUCGCUCGAUUAAUCAUCGAGACACCGAAAGAGUUCGGAGGACGCACUUUAGCGGAACACAUGCUCGCGUUACCUUGGACCGAAGAACUUCUAGCCAGGUCGAUCGAACGCAGUCUUUAUCACGGAAGACACAUGACGUUUUGUAGAAAGAGGGAUGACAAGCUAGCAGUGCCAGCUGACAUUCAAAUGUUUCCGAAUUUCACCGCGUUACCGGAAGUGAACGAUACUAGUUGCGACGCAUUGAAAAUCGUCUCCAGUUGCAGCGCGAAGAGAGCCUCUGCAAUAAUCAUCGCUUUAGUUACGAGCGUUUGUCAUUGGCGAUUCAUCGAACGAUUGUAAAAAAAUAUUAACCAAUCAAAGUUUAACGAAGAAGCAACGAUGGAAGUGAAAUCUCUGUAAAUUUUCAAAUCUGUACAUUGGCAUUAUUAAUUUAUUACGUAUUGUUCUAUAAUAAGAAUAUUUAAUUCGACCGUUCGGAACAGGUCAAGAGCGAAUUUUCUAUACGUUAAGUUAAACCAAAUUCUAAUGUGUCAAAAUUUCAAAAAUUUUGUGUUAGGGAUGGAAGUAUCUUGUACAUAUAUUUAUAUAAACGGUAAUUAAUUUUAGUAUAUAUAUGUAAUACUCUGAUAUUUUGUAUCGCACGUUUUGUAUAAAAUAAAAUUCAGUUAUCGAACUACG
Molecule: messenger RNA, 3871 nt
Organism: Athalia rosae (coleseed sawfly)
Lineage: Eukaryota; Metazoa; Arthropoda; Insecta; Hymenoptera; Athaliidae
Product: MOXD1 homolog 1
Exons: 10
Coding region: 512-3532 (1006 amino acids)
Biological process (GO): octopamine biosynthetic process; dopamine catabolic process; norepinephrine biosynthetic process
Cellular component (GO): secretory granule membrane
Molecular function (GO): dopamine beta-monooxygenase activity; copper ion binding
Source: RefSeq, a predicted model, not a curated record